Messenger RNA from Anneissia japonica, 2481 nucleotides. Its product is annotated as negative elongation factor A-like. Gene Ontology annotation, cellular component: NELF complex. Gene Ontology annotation, biological process: negative regulation of transcription elongation by RNA polymerase II. Lineage: Eukaryota; Metazoa; Echinodermata; Crinoidea; Comatulida; Comatulidae. The transcript has 10 exons. The record is from RefSeq and is a predicted model, not a curated record. The coding region runs from base 33 to 1679 and encodes 548 amino acids.
CUCAGUGUUAUUAUUUAAAGGUCAAUGUAAAAAUGGCAACUUUUAAGAACAGCGAUAGCACCGGGCUUUGGCUUCAUAACAAGCUAGGGGACGAAGACUUGUGGUCAGGUAUAAGUGGAAUUUGCUCUCAUUUAGGCAGUAAGGAGGUUAUUCAAAAUGUUCAGGCAUGUUUUAUGACAUUAACACCAACGGUUAAACUGAAGUUACUAAUGGCGUUUCUUCAUAUACCAAGAAGAGUUGUUCUGGAGCACAAGGAAGAUUUGGAAGAUAUUCUUCGACUGGCCUUACAUGAUACUGACCAAUGGGUGUGUAUGACUGCUGACCUUUUAAGAACCUUUCCUCAGAAUGGUCAAAUUAAUUUGAAUGUGGAAGAGAAUCAUCCUGCUUUGGCAGAGGCACUACAGGAACUACGAAUCAAAUUAUCUAUAACAGAUAGCAAUGCACUUUUGCCACUGGAGUGUUUGUAUCUGAAUCCCAAUGCUCUCAUACAACUGGUGGGAAUGCAGCGUCCUCUGGUGAAGCACUUUGCUUUAAAGCGGAAACCAAAAUCAGCAGCUUUGAGGGCCGAGCUUUUACUCAAAUCCUCUGAUGCUGCCAAGCAACAGAGUAAGUCGGGCGGAACAACUCCUUUUAAAGGUCGUGGUAUGACACGCAAAACAGAAGAUUUAACUCCAUUGAAAGGCAUCCCGAAGGCAACACCUGGAUUCCGACCGACGAAUGCAGCUAGAAGAAAUACUGUGCCACUGAAUCGAAAUAUAUCAAGAAUGUCCACUGGUGGCAAAGAAAGAGGGACCAAGCUCCUGGACAUUACAGAGCAACCGAUAGGAGGGGGCCCUGCUGCCAGGCGCAGGAAAAAGCAAGCAGAACAAGAGGCGCUUGAAAAAGCUAGGAAGGAAAAAGAGACGGCAGCAACCGCAACAGCGGCACAACCAACGCCGGAUUAUGCUGCAUCACUCUUACCACCUCCGGCCGGCCAAACACGACAGCCUGCAAUGGUCGAAUCCACAAUAGCGGAGGCAGCACAUACUGCGGCUGCUCCAUCUUACGUACCAAACCUCAACAUCAACGUAGCCAGACCACAAGGUGCAAGUGCUCCUCUAUUCUCGACAACACUUGGAACUGGUCCUUCACAGUCAUUUUCAUUGUCUGCCAGAGAAAACUUAUCUCAGCAAAUUCAACAACAGUUGCAGCAACAACAGCCACAGUAUAGUGCUCCGACAUACACACCUCAGCAGCAACCUCAUAUACCACAAGAAGAAGUAAAACAACCAGCCCAACCGGCCCACCCUCCUCCCUACCAUCAGGCUGGUGUACCUUCUGUACCUACUCCAACACCUCAAGCCAGUACCACUCCCGUUGCUCCACCAAGUGCUGCACCUAAGAAAGGACUCUCUCUAACGAGGGACCAAAUGUUAGCAGCUCAGGAGAUGUUUCGACAGUCAAAUAAGGUCACAAGACCUGAAAAAGCCCUCAUUCUGGGUUUCAUGGCAGGCUCAAGGGAGAAUCCGUGUCCUCAGCAGGGUGAUUCAAUGACAAUCAAACUGAGCGAAGAGACAGAAAUGGUUGCAAAAACAGACGGAUCUGGAGAGGAGCAGUUGAUGAUGGCAGACACGUUCUUCCAGAUGAAUUAUGCUUCAGGAGAGUGGCGUCGAUUCAAGCGUUACAAGCCUCUGCAGUAGACAAAAUUGAAAUGAACAUUUGGUCUACGAGCUACAGCCUCUGCAGUAGACAAAUAACAUUUUUAUGAAGAGCUUUGCAAUUUCGUAGUAAAAAAAAGUGGCAUGGUUGAAGGGUUACAAAAUCUCUGACCUAGACACUGUGGUACACUGCAAGCCUCAGUAAUAGGGAAAACAGCAUGAAUUUAGAUGCCACAACACUUUAUUAAAACAGAUUAAACAAUUCAAAGCUAAAUCAAAGGUCCUAGACCCUUAGUGGGUGCAGUGAGUUGGCCCUCUCUACCCAGUAGUAUAAAUGGGUUCCUGCAUAUAUGCUGGUAAGGUAAAGAGAUGCCCAGUCUUGCCCUACGACUGUAAUUACCUCUCCACUAUCAAUUACACGCUUGAAAAUAAAAUAAAGUAGACGUAAAAUAACAUACAUAAUAUCUGAUACUUAUUUAUUUGUUAUUUUGAUAUCAACAACGAUGAUAUGCAAUGCAUGUAAUCAAAGAUACUUUGGAUAUACUGUAGUUUGUUGCGUUGGCAGGCGUGUUGGCUAACCUGUACUUACUCAUACCCAAUUUGGCGUAAUAAUAAAAUAAAAUCUAAUAUUAAAUACUUAUUACAUAUUGUAUUACAAUUGUCUACCAAAAGGAAUUUUUUUUAAUAAUACUUUUAAAUUUUCACUGCACUAAACUUGAGUGCACAUCUAUGGCUCUGACUCACUACUACUGUAAUAGUGCCUUGAUGAUCAUGAAUUUAUAAAUUUCAUUUAUGCCCUAUCAAAAUCUUCUAAUUAGUAAGUCAUGUAGUUGUACCUUGAUUA